GUUUUCCGACAGCCAGUAAAGGCAGCGCCGGGGCUCCACGGGAGCAGAGGACGAGUCUCGCAGUGUGGACAUGUCGGAUCCGGCUCAGGCCUUACAGCCCCGGCUUCUCCAAGCCCAUUCCGCGGGCUCCGCUGGCUCCAGCACCGCCGCCACAGGCUCCGGGCCCGGGAACAGUGACCCGGCAAGACCGGGACUGAGCCAGCAGCAGCGUGCCAGCCAGAAGAAAGCCCAAGUCCGAGCUUUCCCACGGGCGAAAAAGCUUGAGAAACUUGGCGUAUUCUCCGCAUGCAAGGCGAGUGACACAUGCAAGUGCAAUGGAUGGAAAAACCCCAAUCCCCCAUCGGCCACACGUUUGGACCUGCAGCAGCAAGCAGCCAGCCUGAGCGAGCCGUGCCGCAGCUGUGGACAUGCCCUGGCCGAUCAUGUGUCCCACCUGGAGAAUGUCUCUGAGGAUGAGAUUAACAGGCUGUUGGGGAUGGUGGUGGACGUGGAGAACCUUUUCAUGUCUGUGCACAAAGAGGAGGACACUGAUACCAAGCAGGUCUACUUUUACCUGUUUAAGCUGCUAAGGAAAUGCAUCCUGCAGAUGAGCCAGCCAGUCGUAGAGGGGUCCCUCGGAAGUCCGCCUUUCGAAAAGCCCAACAUUGAGCAGGGGGUUCUGAAUUUCGUUCAGUAUAAAUUCAGCCACCUGGCACCGAAGGAAAGGCAGACCAUGUUUGAGCUGUCAAAGAUGUUCCUCUUGUGCCUCAAUUACUGGAAGCUGGAGACGCCGACCCAGUAUCGCCAGCGCACACAGAAAGACGAUGGGACAGCGUACAAAGUAGACUACACCAGGUGGCUGUGCUACUGCCAUGUCCCCCAGAGUAACGACAGCCUGCCGCGCUAUGAAACCACUCAGGUGUUCGGCCGCAGUUUGCUCAAGUCCAUCUUCACCGUGACCCGACGCCAGCUCCUGGAGAAGUUCCGAGUGGAGAAGGAUAAACUGCUGCCAGAGAAACGCACACUCAUCCUCACACACUUCCCCAAGUUUCUGUCCAUGCUGGAGGAGGAGAUAUAUGGUGAGAAUUCACCCAUCUGGGAAGCUGACUUCACCAUGCCUGCCUCCGAUGGCACACAGCUGGGGCAUCAAACAGUGAUCAGUCCUGCUGCGGUGUCUGGCUCCCCUGCUCUUUCUAAAGGCCUGAGCAGCAUCUCCUCUCUGGGCAGCAUCGACACUGGAUGUUCGGAGCCCAUCACAGGCGAGAAACGUAAACUUCCGGAGGCCUUGACCCUGGAGGAUGCUAAGCGAAUACGUGUGAUGGGAGACAUUCCUAUGGAGCUGGUCAAUGAAGUUAUGAUGACAAUCACUGACCCUGCUGCUAUGCUCGGACCAGAGACUAAUCUGCUUACGCCAAACGCUGCUCGUGAUGAGACUGCCCGGCUGGAGGAACGGCGGGGCAUUAUAGAGUUCCACGUCAUUGGAAACUCGCUUUCCCAGAAGUCCAACAAGAAGAUCCUGAUGUGGCUGGUCGGCCUGCAAAACGUCUUCUCUCAUCAGUUACCUCGCAUGCCCAAAGAGUACAUCACACGGCUGGUGUUUGACCCGAAGCACAAGACCUUAGCCCUUAUCAAAGAUGGCCGCGUCAUCGGAGGCAUCUGUUUUAGGAUGUUUCCCACUCAGGGCUUCACAGAGAUCGUCUUCUGUGCUGUCACAUCCAAUGAACAAGUGAAGGGCUAUGGUACCCACCUGAUGAACCACCUGAAGGAGUACCACAUCAAACACAACAUUCUCUAUUUCCUCACUUACGCUGACGAGUACGCCAUUGGCUACUUCAAAAAGCAGGGCUUUUCCAAAGACAUCAAAGUGCCGAAGAGUCGAUACCUGGGAUACAUCAAAGACUACGAAGGAGCGACGCUCAUGGAGUGUGAGCUGAACCCGAGAAUCCCCUACACUGAGCUCUCGCACAUCAUCAAAAGACAGAAAGAGAUUAUUAAGAAGCUGAUUGAGAGAAAGCAGAGCCAGAUUAGAAAAGUUUACCCAGGACUGACCUGCUUCAAAGAGGGAGUCCGACAGAUCCCAGUGGAGAGCAUUCCAGGCAUAAGAGAGACAGGCUGGAAACCCAGUAACAAGGACAAAGGGAAAGAGGUGAAGGACCCUGACGUGUUGUACAACAUGCUGAAGAACCUCCUGGCCCAGAUAAAGACCCACCCUGAUGCCUGGCCUUUCAUGGAACCAGUGAAGAAAUCUGAGGCUCCAGAUUACUAUGAAAUCAUCCGCUUUCCCAUCGACCUGAAAACUAUGACGGAGCGAUUGAAGAACAGGUACUAUGUGACCAAGAAGCUUUUCAUUGCCGACCUGCAGCGAAUCAUCACCAACUGCCGUGAGUACAACCCCCCGGACAGUGAAUACUGCAAGUGUGCCAACACCUUGGAGAAGUUCUUCUACUUCAAAUUAAAAGACGGAGGCCUGAUCGAGAAAUGAUCUCAGCUGCAGAAUAAUCAACAGAGGACGAGCGACCGACACAGCUGCCACACACCAAGACGAAGCAGAUCACGAGGAAACUAUCGCUAGCUAUUGUCAUAUCUGAGUUAUUUAAAGGGUAUGUACACGACUGACACAUUUCACAAGGGAAUAUUUGGACUCUGACAAACAUGAACAUGAUGGUUGUUUGGAAAUAUCAGAGCCAGUUGAGCACAGUGUCUAAAUGGCAUUAACUUUUCUCCAUAAAGUUAUCUUGUCAUUUUUUUCUCUUCCAGUACUCACAGGGGGUUAACAAUCCUAAUACACGUUUCAUUAAGUGUACCAAAGUUAUAGGUCCAAGUUAAAAUCCUAACAAUGCCACUCUUUCUACUGUUAUUUAUUGUGUGAAUCCGCUCAUUAUGUUGCGUUUAAUAACAUUUGUUCAUUCCAGUUUGCUCAAAACUCGAAUGUAGUGUUGAGUUCUUUGACAGAAAACUGGACCUCGGGACCUAAAGCCACGUUGCCUUCCGUUACUGACAGACACUUGAACAUCCCGGUCAUUUUCAUGGGUAUAAAGAUAAACGUUUUCUCAGAGGUGAAGUCCUAAAAACACUGAAUUAUGAAAAAAAAUGGGUGGUAUUCUGACUGUUGAAAAGUGCAGGAAUUGUUGGAUCAGUAGUUUGCGAAUAAUCACAAUAGGUGAGGUUGUUAAUUAACCUUCCUCUUGUGUUAGGGUCGGCACCGACCCAUUUUAGUUUUUCACCCUUGGAUGCAUGAACGACCAAUACCUACACUCUUCUGGGGUCAAAAAUGACCCCAAUUAGAAUCAAUGUGUUUUUGCAAUGAAUUAAAAAAA
Paralichthys olivaceus (Japanese flounder) is the source of this 3296-nucleotide messenger RNA. It is a transcript of the gene kat2a, whose product is annotated as K(lysine) acetyltransferase 2A. The record is from RefSeq and is a predicted model, not a curated record. Lineage: Eukaryota; Metazoa; Chordata; Actinopteri; Pleuronectiformes; Paralichthyidae. Gene Ontology annotation, biological process: positive regulation of transcription by RNA polymerase II; chromatin remodeling. Gene Ontology annotation, molecular function: histone H3 acetyltransferase activity; protein binding. Gene Ontology annotation, cellular component: nucleus; ATAC complex.